AUGCCAACUUCCUUGGUUACCUUAUCCAGCUUCUGUGCCCAUAUAAAAAACUGCCUCAAUGUCACGUUAGCUAAAACCGCAGUUCCAUACAACAGAACCAACUUACAAGUGGCGAUCCAAUUAUACAACCAGGGUUUCAUUUCAGGAAUACAACGAGGAUCAAAUACGGGACCUGACUUGGUACCUACAGACGUUACACCAGAUAAUGUAAACACGAGGAGGAUAUGGUUGGACUUGAAGUACAGAAACAACUUACCAGUGAUAUCAAAAAUUGAAAUGGUGUCCAAGCCAAGUAAAAAAGUGGAACUAAGUGCAGAGGACGUAAAGACAUUGGCCUCGGGAAUGAAGGUGAGGAGAAUCGAUCAGUUACAGCCUGCCGAAUGUUUAUUCAUCGAGCACGAGAACCAACUUUAUGAAAUCAAUGAUGCUGCAAAGAAAGGAUUGGGUGGCCAAGCUUUGUUUAGGGUGAGGUAA
This is a messenger RNA of Lodderomyces theae, 474 nucleotides long. Its product is annotated as mitochondrial 37S ribosomal protein MRPS8. Bases 1 to 474 code for a protein of 157 amino acids. The transcript has a single exon. Gene Ontology annotation, molecular function: structural constituent of ribosome. NCBI's taxonomy places the organism in Eukaryota, Fungi, Ascomycota, Pichiomycetes, Serinales, Debaryomycetaceae. The record is from RefSeq and is a predicted model, not a curated record. Gene Ontology annotation, cellular component: ribosome. Gene Ontology annotation, biological process: translation.